This is a messenger RNA of Ziziphus jujuba (common jujube), 713 nucleotides long. Its product is annotated as cytochrome c-2. NCBI's taxonomy places the organism in Eukaryota, Viridiplantae, Streptophyta, Magnoliopsida, Rosales, Rhamnaceae. Gene Ontology annotation, biological process: mitochondrial electron transport, ubiquinol to cytochrome c; mitochondrial electron transport, cytochrome c to oxygen. The coding region runs from base 118 to 459 and encodes 113 amino acids. The record is from RefSeq and is a predicted model, not a curated record. Gene Ontology annotation, molecular function: heme binding; electron transfer activity. Gene Ontology annotation, cellular component: mitochondrial intermembrane space. The transcript has 3 exons.
CUUCAUUGAAAAGCCUCAUUUUGCGUCUUACACCCAAACAAACAAAACCCUAACAAAGCUUUUUCUCUCGCUUUCUGCAAUUUUCUAUUCAACUUUCUCGCUCGCUUGAAAAGAAAAAUGGCUUCCUUCGAAGAAGCACCACCAGGCAAUCCCAAAGCCGGAGAGAAAAUCUUCAGGACCAAGUGUGCUCAGUGCCACACUGUUGACAAAGGAGCUGGUCACAAGCAAGGACCCAAUUUGAAUGGAUUGUUCGGAAGGCAGUCUGGAACAACUCCUGGGUACUCUUACUCGGCUGCUAACAAGAACAUGGCUGUGACUUGGGAGGAAAAGACACUGUAUGAUUACUUGCUAAAUCCAAAGAAGUACAUUCCUGGUACUAAGAUGGUUUUCCCCGGACUGAAGAAGCCACAGGAACGUGCAGACCUCAUUGCAUAUUUGAAGGAAUCUACUGCUUCAUAAGUACUUCCCAGUAUUUUCAGCUAUGCUAUUCCAUUUUGCAGUUGUUGGAGAUUGAUUCCCACAGAGCGGUUUAGUACUAUUUUUUUACCAAUAAAUUGGACCAUUUUUUGGUUUGCGGUGCUCUUGUUGUUGGAGUAUUGCUUUCCAUUGCAUCUCUAGGAAGAGAUAACUGUAAUUGGCAACCGUAAAACUUAAUUCAGCAAGCCAUAUCAUUCUUACAAUUUUAUAAAUUUGGUGGAACACCAUUUUACUGA